Molecule: messenger RNA, 1625 nt
Organism: Spirodela intermedia
Lineage: Eukaryota; Viridiplantae; Streptophyta; Magnoliopsida; Alismatales; Araceae
Source: the annotation of a GenBank genome assembly
AUGAUCUUCAGCAGCUUCCGGUUGUGGACCAGGAGCGGGCGAGCCCAUUCGGCCAGGUUGUGCUCCCGGCUAGGUCUGCUCCUGUCCAUGGCCUUGCGGCCGAUCAGCAUCUCUAGGAGCACCACUCCAUAGCCGUAGACAUCGCUCCGAGCCGUCAGAUGGCCUGCCAGAAGGUGGAAACCAAGAACCAUCUGAUAGUUUCCAUGGAGACAACAAGCAGGCAUCAAGUUUUACGAUAGAAAAAAUCUCAGAAAAACCGUAUCUCUAGACUGUAUCACGCUUGGACUCUAACCCAAAUUCAUAAAAUAUGAACUUGGAUUGGAGCAUGGCUGAUGCAUCCACAUUAGCUAAACGAGUAAUGAUACUGCCUAAAGUUUUAAAAAAAACUGAAAAGAAUGAUUUCCCUUUUCCCAAAAUACACAUGAUACGCUGAGGCAUUAUUCACGAGACUCACCGGUCAUCACAUACUCGGGGGCGGCAUAGCCAUAGGUGCCCAUGACUCGGGUGGAAACGUGGGUCUGAUCUCCCAUGGGACCCUCCUUGGCGAGCCCAAAAUCCGAGAGCUUUGCAUUGUAGUCCUGUAAUUUAUGGCGUAAUUAAUAGGUUGAUGGUGUGAGAUGCAAAUGGCAAAUGAUAGAAAGGGGAGCGUAAAAUCCUCCCCCCCACCCAAGGAGAAUUUUCUAAUUUAAGAAUGCAUGCGGAAGAAGAUAUAUAAUUUGGAAGAGAUACCAACCGCGUCCAGCAGGAUGUUUGAUGUCUUGAAGUCGCGAUAGAUGACAGAUCUUUCUGCUCCAUGAAGAAAGGCAAGCCCUUUUGCAGCACCCAGUGCAACCUUCAUCCUGGUUGGCCAUGGCAUUGUAAGGCAGACCCCUAGAGGCAAAUCGUUUUUGAAUUUGAAUUCAAUUAAUCAGUUCCACGAUAAAUUAGAUAGUUAUAAUUGAUUAUUUUGGGUAUAAUAAUAAAAUUUCCUUUUUAGAGAAUUCUAUUAGUAGGUAAAAAACUUGGUCUGUAUUUGAACCAAGCAUUUUGCGUGGAAUUUAAAAAGAGUAGCCAAGUGAAAAAAAUUACCGAGAUAUUCGGUCACAUCAUUGGAUUAAACUAAGCGGGGUCUUUCGGGUUAUUCAAAGAUAUAGGAGAAAAUUCAGACCAUAAAAGAAGUAAAAUAUCUGACGUUUUCAGGAUUUCUUGCUGAUUUAUUUCCUUAUCAUUGCUCUCACGAUUCCAAUGAUAAUGAAAUCGAUCGUACGGCAUUUUCCUUCAGUCAUGCUCAUUAACUACGAAGAACAUUCUGACCUUUUUUUCCCCAUGGGCAACUUUUUAGAUGUAAUUUCUUGAUAGGGAUGGACGAUCAACUCAAAAGAGAAACUGUUUCAACAGUUCAAUCUUUAAGCACCGUCUACCAACCAGUUUUCAUCAGGCAGGUCAAAUCGUGAGGGCAUCCAUUUUCUUCCAACAACCUGAAGCCCUUUCAUUCAAGCAAGGAACAUAGUGAUUAGAUUUCGAGCACAUUGACUUUCUUAUUCAUCUUUCUUGACACAAAUGGCCUGAAUAUGGUUAUAAAUGAUAAACUAAAUCUCAAACCCAUGGAGUGCUUAUUCUCUAUUUCCAAGAAUUGCCGUUGUUGA